AGGGAACUACAACUCCCAAGAGGCCCACGCGGCGCCGCCAUUGCCGCUCGUGCCACAGCGCCCCCUGCCGGCUGGGCGGACCGACCGCAGGGAAAGCGGGUCCUGAGGCCCCCCCUAACCCCAGAGACCCGCAAAACUCAGCACAAAGAGACCCCACAGGGAGGGGAUCCCGGGGUCCCCUAAAGCCUAUCAGUGGGGUUCAAGGGGUCUCCCAGCCCUCAGGGGAGGAGUCCUGGUGGUGCCACCCAAAGUCUUGUGAGGGAGAUGAACCACAUCCAGGUUAAGGGAUCCCAGUGCCCCCAGUAUAGCCCAGUGACCUCCCAGUGGCCCAGUAACCCCCCCAGUGACCACUCAGUGUUUCCCAGUGACCUCCCUCUACCCCUCAGUAUGGCCCAAUGAUCCUCCAGUGAGCACCCAGUAAGGCCCAGUAACCUCCCAGUGUCCCCCCGUGUGUCCUGGUAAUCCCUCAGUAAUCACCCAGUCCCUCCCAGAGCCCUCCCACAUCCCUCAAUAAACCCCCAGUCCCUCCCAGUGCCCCCUGGUUCCCCUCAGUGUGUCGCAGUAACCCCCAGUAAUCACCCAGUGCCCCCCAAAGCCUCCCAAGUGUCCCCAACGUGUCCCCAGAUGCCCUUGACCUUUUUGGCAGCACAUGCUGGAGGCUCUGUCCACAGGGGAUAGAUGUGUCUGUGCAGACAGAGAGACAAGGUUCCUGUGCUGGAGAGCAGGCCCUGAGGUGGCCCUGAGCAAUGGCCCGGAGGUGAGCCCAGAGCUGUCCCUGAGGUGGCCCUGAGAAGAAGUGGAAGGCAGAGGUGGUGCUGAGGCAGGAGAGCCCCGUGCUGGGGAAGAGGCUGAGCUGGGAGUGCCCAGCAGCGAGAAGGUGCUGUGUCCAUGCCCUGUGUGCCAGCAGGAUUUGUCCUUCCCAAAGCUUGGGUGAAUGGCUACAAGGAAGAGGAAAAAGCCACGGGCCCACCAGGCAGGACCCGAGCUGAGGACGGAGAGCACGGAGGACAAAGCCCCCCGGCAGAGCCUGGUGGGAGAGGCCGUUUUGAAGGGCUCCCCGGCGCAGGAAGGCAGCGGGGAGGAAAAGGCCCGGAGAUGCAAAACCAGCCCAGGGAGCUCUGAGGAGGAAAGACCCGUCCUGUGCUGGGAAGGCGGCCAGAGCUUGAGCCGGAGCUCGGAGCUGGUGGUCCCUGAGCAGCCUCCCAGCAGGGAGAAGCCCUUCAGGUGCUUGGAAUGUGGGAAGAGCUUCAGCCAGAGCUGGAACCUCCUCACCCACCAGCACAUCCACACUGGGGAACGACCCUACACAUGUGAGGAAUGUGGGAAGGGCUUCAGGGACAGCUCCAAGCUCCGCAACCACCAGCGCAUCCACACCGGGGAACGACCCUACAAGUGUGGGGAGUGUGGGAAGAGUUUCACUGAUAGAUCCAGCCUGAUCCAACACCAGAGUAUCCACACUGGUGAACGGCCCUACAAGUGCUUGCAAUGUGGGAAGAGGUUUAGGACCAGCACACAUCUCCUUAUGCAUGAGCAGACACACACAGGGGAGAGACCCUUCCGCUGCACCGACUGCGGGAAGGGCUUCAAACGCAACUCCCACCUCGUCGGCCACCGGCGCAUCCACACCGGGGAGAGGCCCUACAAGUGUGAGGAGUGUGGGAAGAGCUUCACCUGGAGCCGUUCCCUGACCCUACACCAACGGACCCACGAGUAAGAAAAGCCCUCUGAGUGCCCCGACUGCGGGAAGAGCUUUGGUCGCUGCUCCCACCCCGAAUGACCCCCUGAUGGUGAGGCAACCCCUGGAGUCCAGUGACUGUCAGUCCAUCCCUUUCUACCAGAAAGGGACAGUCCCCUUUGCCAGGGACAGGUUGUGCCAACAGAACCCUUCUUGGAGGGUGUGUGGAGAUUCCUGCCUUGGCUGGGACCCCGCAAGGUCACUGUUGGAGGUUGAGAGCAGAGAUCUCCCCACGAGCGAUGGUCUGGGGGAGUUCCGUCCAUCUCUAAUUCAGAAUUCUUGCUUUGGUGCUAGCUUGAGUACAAUUGCUUCAACAAUUGCUUUAGUGUAGAGCACUUUCCUAUCUUACACUGUACUACUGGUAGUUUUAGUGUUUCUAUUGUGCAGUAAAUAAUUCUGAUGAAGAUGUUUUUUCUGAUCAUUUUUUACCCUAAAUAUUUCAUUUCUAUCAAUAGAUCUGAUUUGCCAUCCUUAAAACCUGGGGGACAAAAGUGGUUCAGUCUCACCUCUGUAAUUCCUCUAAACUGUAACUGUUGGCAUAACCCAAGACUGAGAUUGGAUCCAGCAGCCCCCAGCAACCCACCGUACGUUGGGAGCUCAGGGGACCACCCCCUUUUGUAAAUCCUCCUUUUCCCAAGAACCCCCAUGGGACUGUCAGAGCUGCCAGACCACCCCCACUUUUCUACCCUUCUCCGUGUUCCUCCCACUUUUCCAUGGUUCCCUGUUAUAAUCUGCUUAAAUAUUGCAGAACAAACUUUAGAUUUGCAUAUUCCCUUGAGCAAAACUAAAACUCACAUAAGUAUCUGUUGAUACCAAAAACUGAUUUUAUUAAUUGCUAAGAGAUGCAAAGAGAACGAGGGAAAAAAAAGAAAAGGUUAGAAAAUGCUAAGAUUAUUUCUAGAUGCAGAGAAAAGAUACCACUGAAAACUUCCUUUACCCGCUGAACUGGUGUAUGUGGCAGAGGAGAAGCAGUUUCUGCCUUUUUUUCUGUCCCUGCAGCUUUUGGAUGUUGUCUCUGUAGCUGCAGGGGGUCUGACAGCUUUAUUUCUCUGCAAUGCACCUGUCCCAGGCCAUGCAGGGUCUCAGCUCAGCCGAAGCUUUGGGCCCUCAGAAAUAUGGUCAGGGUAGAAGGAUAAGGUAGAACUCCCACAUGUGGCACGGUGGUCUCAGCUCUCUCCAGGCCGGCACAGUUCCAGUCUCCGGUGGCAGGCAGGCAGCACGCGGUGGCAGAGAAAAGGUAAGGGGAGGUGGGCAGAGAUUCUCGGCUACAGUCACCAGUUCUUCUCCUUUUCCUCUCCCUCAUUUUCCAAAAUUUGUCCUCAACGUUUGUAGUGUUCACAGGAGGUUGAACGUGGUUUCUUGGCACGUAGCCGGUUCAGAUGCUAAAGGAGAUAUGAUAACCAUAAACAUAUAACAGGAUCUUUUGGCAGGAAGAGUCCCGUGGGAAGUCCUGGUGGGAACUUCUGUCAGAGAAUGUUUGAUAGGAAGUUUUUGACAGGCAGAAACAAUUUUUGUCAUUUCCAUAUUAUGUGUGUUACAUAAGGUUGCCAUGGUAAGCAAUGUAACAGGAAAAGCAUUUUGGUUACCAUGGUAACUGACCGUAGCAAUGGGAUAGUAUGAUGGUUGCCAUGGUGAAUGGCAUACCAAUAAGAAUGCAUAAUGGUUGCCUUAUUAACCAACCCUAGCAAUGUAAAUGCACAAUGAGAAUGCAUAAUGGUUGCCAUGGCAAAUGAGGUCACAAUGGGAAUGCACAAUGGUUGCCAUGGUAACCGCUUGUAACAAUGAGAAUGCAUAAUGGUUACCAUGGUAUAAGGGGGUACUUUUGAUUUGAUGAUCAGUGGAGCACACAGGGGUGACAAAGUGAUUAUAUUAGGGUGUGAAACCAGCCAGAAUGGUACACAAGGUAACUUUAUUGCCCAAGUUCACUGUAAGACCCAUUGUGCCUUUAGCAAAGUUAACUGCAUGUCCCCCAUUAGCAGAGCUGAGUUCCUCCUUGGCUUGGCUCCACUCUGCAAGAUACAAAUCCCCUUGAAACACAAUGGUACAGGUCGUCCAUAGGGCUGAGGAAGGUGAUGGAGAGGAAGAUGAUGUGGGCAGGGGUCGUUGGCAACUUACCCUACAGUGGGGCACGCCCAGACUGUUGCCAUGAGGUGAUGAACGGGCGCUGUUUGGCUGCCACUCAAGCACCACCUUCUGCUGCGUCCUGGCCCUACGUAGUGUAAUGUAGAGCUGAUGGAAUGGGGUGUCAGCACUGCUGGGUGGAGCGAUGCUCAUCCUUCCAUCCACACUGUGCUGCUCCGCGGGGACACCCGCCAAGCACGGGCACCGACCAGCCCUGCAGAGCCUGGUAGGCCUGGCCUGUCUGUGCAGGUGAGUACAGUUUAUUGAUAGGAAGCAACAGGGAAAGCAAACAUUUUAUAUCCUUUUUCCUGUAUCCUUUUAAUUCCCUUUUUACUAGCUAAUGCUAUAAUAGAGACUGUUUGUAUUAUUGUAUGAAUGCCAACUGAUAAAAUAGUGGUUUUUCUGUUCUUUUUCAGAUUCUCUUAGCUGGUAGUGUUUUUACUCUCACUGCAAUAAAAGAUUUUUUGUAUUGUUUCAA
This is a messenger RNA of Myiozetetes cayanensis, 4334 nucleotides long. Its product is annotated as gastrula zinc finger protein XlCGF49.1-like. Gene Ontology annotation, molecular function: DNA-binding transcription factor activity, RNA polymerase II-specific; RNA polymerase II cis-regulatory region sequence-specific DNA binding. Gene Ontology annotation, biological process: regulation of transcription by RNA polymerase II. The coding region runs from base 935 to 1714 and encodes 259 amino acids. The record is from RefSeq and is a predicted model, not a curated record. NCBI's taxonomy places the organism in Eukaryota, Metazoa, Chordata, Aves, Passeriformes, Tyrannidae. The transcript is spliced from 5 exons.